AUGGCAUACUCCUCCCAAGUCUCCGGCCCCGUCCCAGGCGAUGACAUCUCCGUUUACGUGAACGGCACCACCCUCUCCUUCUCCGACGGCCAUAGCUACACAUUCAUCAAGAAGCCGCACCUGCUCGCCGAGGCACUGCGCCUCAAGGAAGAAAUUCCUCGGGGUGCAGACCCCACGCAAUUCCCCAUCUUCAACAACUGGCUCGCAAAGGUGGGCGACAAGGAGAUGGAAGCCAUCUGCCGGAAGCAGAUGUACGAAAAUGAACAAUUCCAAGAGCGUAAGUUCACCGCCCACCUCUAGAGUCUCGUUGGAACAGCAGCUAACAUUCUAUGCCUGCAGGAUUGUGGCAGCGCAACUACGCCUAUGGCAUGGGCAUGAACUCCUACCUCGCCUGGCAAGCAGACUCCAACGGAGUCUCCAAGCUCAUCACCAAGGAAGGCCUCCCAGGCACCGAAUGGGAGGAGAAGAACGAGAAGAAGCUCACGGAGCAUGAGCGGGCCACCACCGUGGAGGCGCUCAUUGGUGCCGUGGAAAUGGACAGCCGAAACGAGGUUGAGACCAUGGAGGUGAUGCGGCGUCUGGGCGUGUGGUGGCCUUGCACGGAGAAGGAGGAGGAGUUGAUCUGGGCCCAUCUGCAGCAGAUGAGGGACCUCGGUGUAAUUCCACGUAGAUAG
Lecanosticta acicola is the source of this 674-nucleotide messenger RNA. Lineage: Eukaryota; Fungi; Ascomycota; Dothideomycetes; Mycosphaerellales; Mycosphaerellaceae. The record is from the annotation of a GenBank genome assembly.